CGUUACGGUGAACACACACACACACACACACACCAAGCCCAGUGAGGGAACCGGAACCGGGAGCGUUUCAGUGCGCCAGGGGUUCUGGAGUGACUGCGGAAUGACGGAGGGUCUCGUCACGGUCCUCGGACCGUCGCCAUCGCCGUUUGAUCUCGAGCAGCCGAGUUACGACGCUUUAAAGCGGCUUUACUGCAGGAACGGAGGGCAGUUUUUACGCGUGUUACCCGGCGGAGUUGUGGACGGAAUCCGGCAAGAGAACGACGCUUACACUGUGCUAAAGGUGAAAGCAGUGAGCACAGGUGUGGUGAUCAUCAGAGGUCACGAGGCGGGACGUUACCUGGCCAUGGACAGAAGCGGAAAGCUUUAUGGCACUUCCUUGCUGAAUGACGAGUGCUAUUUCACAGAGAAGAUGGAGGAGAACCACUACAACACGUACAGUUCACACAAACAUCGGGAGCACGGGGUCUGGUACGUGGGCAUCAAGAAAAACGGCCAGAUGAAAAGAGGUCCUAACACCCACAGAGGCCAGAAUGCGGUCUACUUCCUGCCCAUUCCUGCACAGUGAGCACUGAAGUUUCACAUUGUUUGGAAUUUGCAAAGUGGGAUUAAUGUCAAAUGACCAAAAAAAAAAAAACUUUUAUAAAUAAGACGCUUGAUUUACGAUUUCUGGUUCUCAAAGUUUUGGGUCUGGAGGCCCUCGGUGCAUAACCACGGGGUCCACGCUUUUCUAAAGAGGAUUUUCUGCUCUAAAGUGUCACUUAUCUUUAAAAGAAAUGCUGUUUUAUUAAUUUAUUGUUUUGAUGUAUAUAUUAAUUUAAGUAAAUAGAAAAUAAUAGUAAUUUCACGUACAAUCUUACUAAAUCACCUUUUUGUGUACUAUUCUAUAUUGUACCUUUGAGCUACUGUAUAUUUAUCUCAUGAUCAAAGUAUUUUGAUAUUAAUAAAACUUUUGAUUAGA
This is a messenger RNA of Ictalurus furcatus (blue catfish), 958 nucleotides long. RefSeq names its product fibroblast growth factor 1b (gene fgf1b). Gene Ontology annotation, biological process: positive regulation of protein phosphorylation; positive regulation of cell population proliferation; regulation of cell migration. Gene Ontology annotation, molecular function: growth factor activity; fibroblast growth factor receptor binding. The transcript has 3 exons. Gene Ontology annotation, cellular component: cytoplasm. The record is from RefSeq and is a predicted model, not a curated record. Bases 101 to 565 code for a protein of 154 amino acids. NCBI's taxonomy places the organism in Eukaryota, Metazoa, Chordata, Actinopteri, Siluriformes, Ictaluridae.